AUCAGUAUUCCAAUUUUAUAAAAAUCUACACUGACGCAUCCAAAACCGAAAGCAACGUGGGAAUCGCUAUCAUAUAUAAUGACGUAGAAGAAAUAACAUAUAAACUUUCAGUAGAAUGCUCCAUAUACACCGCUGAAGCAAUUGCUAUUCUUAAAGCCCUCGAAUAUUCACUUGAUAAACAAAACAAUAACUUUGUCAUCCUAAGCGACUCCCUAAGCUCUAUAAUAAGUAUUGCCAACACUCUCAAACCUAAUGACAUAUCAAAGAAGAUUCAGCUCGCUAUAUCUGCCCACCAAGCCAAAGGAAAUGUAGUAAAAAUAAUGUGGAUUCCAGGACACUCAUCAAUAGAAGGAAACGAAAAAGCUGACACGCUCGCGAAAAAAACAGCAGUAAAUACCCCCAACAGCAUUAUCGCAAACAUUUCUGCCCACGAUGCUAUACGCACAAUAAAACUCAUAUCAGCAAAAUCCUGGCAAAACCUCUGGUCCACACAAAGAACGAAACUCAAUGAAAUAAAGCGAUCAACCCUACAUUGGCCAAACAAUCACUCAAAUCGCAAAAUAGAAACCAGUAUUAACAGACUCCGAAUAGGUCACACCAAACUCACCCACGGGUACCUAAUGUCUCGUGAGGAACCCCCUAUAUGCCCAUCCUGUGGUGUAAAUUUAUCGAUUAAACACAUCAUGACCGAGUGCAACAUCUACCGCGAUGCAAAGGAACUCAACCAUCUUCCGGAAGACAUAUUUGAAAGCCUCGGACCUAACCUACCAGUCUCCAAUAUAAUAGCCUUCCUUCAACAGUCUGGUUUGCUCAAACUCAUCUAA
Molecule: messenger RNA, 824 nt
Organism: Melanaphis sacchari
Lineage: Eukaryota; Metazoa; Arthropoda; Insecta; Hemiptera; Aphididae
Exons: 1
Biological process (GO): DNA replication, removal of RNA primer
Molecular function (GO): nucleic acid binding; RNA-DNA hybrid ribonuclease activity
Source: RefSeq, a predicted model, not a curated record